CUUCCUACACUCAAUCUAGUACGCUUCCGAGUGUGACCUUGCAUACCGUUUGGUACAUUCCUGGCUUAAACAGAUUAAGAAUAUGAAAUCCAAACAUCAUUCAAAGCGAUCAUUCGAAAUAAAAUUGAAACCCUUCUUAUUGAAUGAUCAUGAUACUAAAUUUUUUAUCUAUCACAUUUUUCUUGCUGAUCCGCCUUUUUAGAGGCAGUCAUUCCCUUUUCACUCGGGCCUUUAUUCAUCGGCCCGUAACAGUGUAUAAUGGGCCAGAUAAUUUACCGACCCAACCGAGGCCCAACCAGGGGGAAAUGGAAAGGAAGGCGAACAGUCCAAUACAGAGAACGCCGCGAAACCUUCUGAAGAAGGCGGUGCGUUUCCUUUCAUCUCGCCGUUUCUGGUUUCUUCGUCCCCAAGAAGAAGGAACGAAUUUCAGAAGCAAUCAAAAUAACCCCAACACCCUCUUUGCCCUUUGGCUUCCCUCUUCUCUAUCUCGUCCUUCAAAACCAAAUUGCUGUUCAUCACAGUUUCAGGACCCUUGAAAUUUUCCCUCUUAUUGACUCGGUGGUUGUUUUUUUGGUUUCCCGUCAAUGGGUGGUUCAUCGGAGACCAAGGUCUUGCAGGAGCUGCUGCUGUACGCAGCGAGCGCCGCCUUGAGCUGUCUUGUCCUGUUCGCCGGGCUCCGCCAUCUCGACCCCAAUAAGGAGGCUGCGAAGAAAUCCCUUGAACAGAAGAAGGAAAUCGCCAAGCGGCUGGGUCGUCCUCUUAUACAGACCAAUCCUUACGAGGAUGUGAUAGCUUGUGAUGUUAUAAAUCCUGAUCGCAUUGAUGUAGAAUUCAAUUCUAUCGGCGGAUUACACAGCAUCAAAGAAGCAUUAUAUGAACUUGUCAUUCUUCCUCUUCGGAGGCCUGAACUUUUUUCACACGGGAAGCUUCUGGGUCCUCAGAAGGGGGUCUUGUUAUAUGGCCCUCCAGGUACAGGAAAGACGAUGCUUGCUAAAGCUAUUGGAAAGGAAUCUGGUGCUGUUUUCAUCAAUGUAAAGGUUUCAAAUCUGAUGAGCAAGUGGUUUGGUGAUGCUCAAAAGCUCGUUGCUGCUGUGUUUAGCCUUGCUUAUAAACUCCAGCCGGCUAUCAUAUUCAUUGAUGAGGUAGACAGUUUUCUGGGACAGCGCCGUACUUCAGAUCAGGAAGCAAUGACAAAUAUGAAGACUGAGUUCAUGGCUUUGUGGGAUGGCUUCACGACAGACAGUAAUGCAAGAGUGAUGGUGCUAGCUGCUACUAAUCGUCCAUCUGAACUCGAUGAGGCAAUACUUCGACGCCUUCCACAGGCCUUUGAGAUUGGAAUGCCCGAUUGCAGGGAGAGAGCUGAAAUAUUGAAGGUGAUUUUGAAGGACGAGAGUGUUGAACGUAACAUCGACUUCAACUAUAUAGCAAGUCUUUGUGAUGGUUACACAGGUUCUGAUCUUUUUGAACUCUGCAAGAAGGCUGCUUAUUUUCCUAUCAGGGACCUACUAGAUGAGGAAAAGAAGGGCAAGAAACAUCAGGAACCACGUCCAAUGACCCAGGCAGACCUGGAGAAAGUUCUGGCGACAUCGAAAAGGACAGGAGUAGCUGCAAUCGAGUACAACAGGUCACGCUCUCAGUCUCCAGUGUGGCCCAUACAGUCUUCGGACGAUGACCAUGUUCACGCCACAAUAAGUGAGCUGUCUAAGCUUGUAGUUUCCCAGAUCUUGAAUCUUCAACCAGAUUCUCGGGAUGAGGUGGAAGAUGAACAUUAGUAACAUUAUUGCUGCUGCCUUGCGAUCUAAGAUUUCGAAACCAUAUCGUGGAAAUUUUGUCCUGUUAAGUGAUAACAGUGAUGCAACUGACCAGUCAGGCUAGAUAAGGCGGGUGAUAAUAUAUCCUCAUUAGAAGCUAGAUUCUCUUUUUUUAUGGUUGUAUUGCAUGUUCGCGUGUAAGAAUAGAAUCUAUAUUAUUGAUGCCAGGGUUCCAUACAUUGUUAUCUCAGCUUGCAGUGUAAAGUAUUCUUCUGAUUCUUGAUCUUUCGAUCGAAACGAAUGGUUGGUCUGAUUCGGAAAUGGAUUAUACAGUUCAUUGUGGAGGCUUUCAUACUGAUAGUGGAAUGAAAAUGAGGAACUACA
Molecule: messenger RNA, 2135 nt
Organism: Linum trigynum
Lineage: Eukaryota; Viridiplantae; Streptophyta; Magnoliopsida; Malpighiales; Linaceae
Source: the annotation of a GenBank genome assembly